AAACGUCACAUUUCUCGGAUCUCCCUUCAGGCCCCAAACAAUGUGAAAUUUAGAAAUGUAAAUUUAAAUGCUACUUCAAACCCAGAUCGACUCUUUCCCAACCGUUCAAGCACAACAGAGACGGCAGCCAUGUCGAAAGAAGACAGUGGCGCAUCCAGCGCGGAGGCGAGUCGGGCCGAAUCGGAGAUUACGAUGGGACCCGGACCGCGUACUGGCCCGCAGCGGAGAAGGUCCUUGGGCGGCAGCGGAGGAGGUGACGGUGGCACAGGAGGCGGUGGCGGGGGCGGUACCAGCGGCGGCAGCGACCCGAGAUCCGAAAGGAGCCCCCGAGAGGCCGACGCACUCGACCGCGCGACGGAGCCGAGGUCGACUCACCGGAAACUCCUGAGCGAUCCGCGCUUCCGGAUCCGGCCGCUGCAGCAGGUGAUCUCGGCCUGUGCCGGGGCCAUGAUCACGGCAUGCUUCAUGACGCCGCUGGACGUGAUCAAGACCCGCAUGCAGUCGCAGCAGUCGCCGGCGCACAAGUGCUUCUUCUAUUCGAACGGCCUGAUGGACCACCUUUUCUCGAGCGGUCCGAGUGGCCACCGGCCGAGGCCACAGUUCUCCAGCACCUGGGAUGCCCUGAUGAAGAUCAGCCGGUACGAGGGACUGGCCGCCCUGUGGUCCGGCCUGGGGCCCACCCUCGUCUCCGCCCUGCCCUCCACGAUCAUAUACUUCGUGGCCUACGAACAGUUCAAGGCCAAGUACCUCCAGAUGUACGAGCGCCACAUGAACUGGAGCCCGGAAGCCCGGCAGCUGGGUCUCAGGGACACCAAGACGAGCCUGCCGCUGGUAAUUCCCAUGAUGUCAGGGGUCACGGCUCGCGUGUGUGCAGUUACGGUGGUGAGUCCCAUCGAACUGGUGAGGACCAAGAUGCAGGCCCAGCGCCAGACCUACGCCCAGAUGCUGCAGUUCGUCCGGAACGUAGUGGCGCUGCAGGGCGUUUGGGGACUGUGGCGGGGUCUGCGGCCCACGAUCCUCAGGGACGUGCCCUUCUCGGGGAUUUACUGGCCCAUCUACGAGUACCUCAAGCAGAACCUUGGCCAGAGCUCGCAGCCCUCAUUCAGUCUCAGUUUCUUGGCCGGCGUGCUGGCGGGAUCAGUGGCCGCCAUCGUGACCACUCCGUUCGACGUGGUCAAGACCCACGAGCAGAUCGAGUUCGGAGAAAGGGUCAUCUUCACGGACUCGCCGGCGAGGGAUUUCGGAAAGAAGUCGACCUACAGCAGGCUGACGGCCAUUUACCGGAUGCACGGAGUCAGGGGACUUUUCGCUGGAUGCGGACCUCGGCUCUUGAAAGUGGCACCUGCGUGCGCCAUCAUGAUCUCCACCUUCGAGUACAGCAAGUCCUUCUUCUUCUACUACAACGUGAGGCACCACAACGAGGCUCUACUGUUGGGCAACCCGAACGCCAAGCUGGUCAAGGAGGAUGACAUUGAGUAAGCCGGCGAGGGGGGACUUUGUGGGUAGGUGGGCGGGUUAUGUAGUCAAGACGGCUCCCUUUUGUAAAUAAAUAUACGGACCACGAGCGGCGAGGCGAAUUCAAUAUCCCAAUUAA
Messenger RNA from Drosophila rhopaloa, 1594 nucleotides. Its product is annotated as solute carrier family 25 member 40. The transcript has 2 exons. The record is from RefSeq and is a predicted model, not a curated record. Lineage: Eukaryota; Metazoa; Arthropoda; Insecta; Diptera; Drosophilidae. Bases 130 to 1479 code for a protein of 449 amino acids. Gene Ontology annotation, biological process: mitochondrial transmembrane transport.